UUUUUUUUUUUUUUUGUUUGUUUUUUUGUUUACAGGCUUUUAUGAGAGCUUUGACAAUGGAGUUGUUUUUAGUUUCAAUCUUUCUAGCAAGCAUCAUCAUCAUCAUACCUUUCGCUCUCAAUAUAUUUUCUCCUUAUGUUUGGAAGGAUUUUAUUUAUUUCGGGGAUCUAAUUCGGAUUUUAGUCAAGUUUGUUUCGAGGCGAAGAAGGAGACCUCUCUUCUUUGUUGUGGACCGAUUCUUGGAGCAAACCGCCUCGUAUCCAGAGAAGCUGUUCAUAGUGUUUGGAGAUGAGAGCUACACGUACACCGACGCAGACAAAAAGAGUAACCAAAUCGCCAACGCGCUCCAGGCUCACCCCGGGUACAAAGCUGGAGACACCGUCGCACUUUUCAUGGGGAAUGAACCCGCCUUCAUGUUUACCUGGCUGGCUUUGGCAAAACUCGGCUCUCCUGUCGCUUUUCUAAAUCAUAACAUCCGGACCAAAUCACUGCUGCACUGCUUUAACUGCUGUCAGGCCAGCGUUUUGAUAGCAGCUUCAGAGCUGAAGGAGGCAGUGGAGGAAGUGCUGCCUUCACUGUUAGAGCAAGAUGUCACCAUCCUUCUGAUGACCAAACAUUGUGAAACACCAGGAAUUGAAAGCUUCUCUGAUCAAGUGGAAGAGGCAUCAGACGCCCUGAUCCCUCGAUCCCUGAGAUCACACGUCACAUUUAAAAGCCCUGCGGUCUACAUUUACACCUCUGGAACUACUGGUCUCCCUAAGGCAGCUGUGGUGAACCAGAACCGCCUUUUAACCGCUCUGGCUGUUUUAUCCUCUAAUGGUGUAACACCAAAAGAUACUAUUUACCUCAACCUGCCUCUGUAUCACACAGCAGGGUUUGUUGUUGGCUUCAUUGGGCCUAUUGAAACAGGUUCAACUAUAAUUCUGAAGAGGAAGUUUUCUGCCUCUCAGUUUUGGGAUGACUGCAGGAAAUACAAUGUGACUGUUGUCCAGUACAUAGGAGAAGUGAUGCGCUACCUUUGUAGUACACCAAAGAGAGACAACGACAAGGACCAUAAAGUAAGACUGGCCAUUGGCAACGGUAUCAGAGCAGAGGUUUGGAGAGAGUUCCUCAGUCGUUUUGGCAACAUUAAGAUUCUAGAGUUUUAUGCCUCCACUGAGGGAAAUGUGGGAUUCGUCAACUAUGCAGGGAAAAUAGGAGCUGUUGGACGAGUCAGCUUUUUGCACCAGAAGCUGUUUCCCUACACUCUUGUGAAGUACGACACUGAGCGAGAUGAACCGAUGCGAGAUGCAAACGGCCUCUGCAUUGAGUCACCCAAAGGAGAAACGGGUCUGCUGGUGUCAAAGAUUACAGACAUUGCUCCUUUUGUUGGCUACGCCAAAAACAAAGAUCAAACGGAGAGGAAAAAACUUCGUAAUGUUCUCAAAAAGGGGGAUCUUUACUUCAACACUGGAGACCUGAUGAGGAUCGAUGAGGACAACUUUAUUUACUUCCAGGAUCGUGUUGGUGACACAUUCAGAUGGAAAGGUGAGAAUGUUGCCACUACUGAGGUGUCUGACAUCCUGACGAUCACUGGUUGUCUCCAAGAAGCAAACGUUUAUGGAGUACAAGUCCCAGGACAUGAGGGGCGGAUAGGGAUGGCAGCUGUCACUGUGAAGAAAGAUGCACAGUUUGAUGGAAGUGCCAUGUAUAACCAUGUUGUCAGCUACCUGCCCUCAUAUGCACGACCUCGCUUUGUGAGGAUACAGAAUGCUGUGGAGUUGACAGGAACUUUUAAGCAGAUGAAGGGGAAGCUGGUGGAGCAGGGUUUUGAUCCAGGAUGUAUUCAGGACCCUCUUUACAUCCUAGAUGAUCAUGUUAAGAGCUACAUACCCCUGACUGCUCAGUUCUAUGCCUCCAUUAUAUCAGGAAGCAUCAAACUAUGAGCAGAUUCCCGGGCCACACAAACUGUGCAGACUUUUUCCGUUUAGCUGUUCUGAAGUUUUUAUAUAAUGAACUUUCAGCUCAGGGGCACAAUGGUCUUUUUAAAAAUCCUUACCUCCCCUUCUU
Melanotaenia boesemani (Boeseman's rainbowfish) is the source of this 2049-nucleotide messenger RNA. Its product is annotated as very long-chain acyl-CoA synthetase-like. The record is from RefSeq and is a predicted model, not a curated record. The transcript is spliced from 10 exons. Gene Ontology annotation, molecular function: long-chain fatty acid-CoA ligase activity; long-chain fatty acid transmembrane transporter activity. NCBI's taxonomy places the organism in Eukaryota, Metazoa, Chordata, Actinopteri, Atheriniformes, Melanotaeniidae. Bases 42 to 1925 code for a protein of 627 amino acids.